AUGCCAAGAUUCGGUUUGCAGAUGGAGGGAAGGUGUGCGUACGUCGUCAUCGUCAUGGCGGUAUUCUGGAUGACUGAAGCCAUACCGAUAGCGUUGACGUCUCUCAUGCCGGUCUUUCUCUUUCCCCCUCUCGGGAUCCUUGGGACCUCUGCUGUCUCGAUGGCGUAUUUUAAGGAGACCAGCAUGAUGUUCAUGGGAAGCAUCAUGGUCGCGAUUGCCGUGGAGCACUGCAGCCUCCACAAGAGGAUCGCCCUCAGGGUCCUUCUCUGCAUCGGAGCCUCCCAGAAAUGGUUGAUGCUGGGGUUCAUGCUGACCACCACUUUCCUGUCCAUGUGGAUCUCCAAUACUGCAACCACCGCCAUGAUGGUUGCCAUUGCGGAAGCCAUACUUAUCGAAAUCUACCGGGUAGGGACUUCAAUUAACGUCUUAUAUCCGAUACCACGAAUAAUGUUCCGAUGUACUCUGCAGAAAGAUGAUCUCGAGGCCGGAAAUGGGGCGGCGGGAGGAAGCCGACAUCGUGCCAGCCUGCAGGACGUGCGCUACCGAGAAGCUCGGGUUCAAAUCAUGUUGGCCAUAGCGUAUUCGGCCGGCAUAGGAGGGACUGGGACCCUCACCGGGACCGCAACCAAUCUCAUCUUUAAGGCGAUCAUGGACGAAUGGAGGCAACGUCGGAAGCACCCGGAGAAAAGGGUGCCGAGUCGAAGCGAAGAGAAAAAGGCGGAUGAAGCUGCACACGCCGUGAUCGCCAAGAAAUACGCGGAAUUGGGACCUAUGUCCUUCCACGAAUGCAUGACUCUAGGCCUGUUCAUCUCUCUCGUUCUGCUGUGGCUUUCCAGGGAUCCUCAGUUCAUCCCAGGAUGGGCCAGUUUGAUCGAAGGAGACCGGUACACAUUCUCCAGCCCUUUCAAUUUCAUAUAUUUCAUCUUCUCUGAUGAAGAUAUUCUGACAGUUGCUGCAUUAAUUUCCCAGGGAUUUAAACAUAGGGGAUGGAACCGCUGCAAUGUUCAUCGUCUUCCUCUUCUUCAUCAUCCCCGCGAAACCCAACUUCUGCCAAGCGAGGCCCUGCUCAACUGGAGGGUCCUCCACGAGAAGAUCCCCUGGGGGUUGGUCCUCUUGAUCGGAGGGGGAUUCGCGGUAGCCAAGGCCUCAGAGACAUCCUGCUUGUCGUACUGGUUGGGCCAGCAGAUGGGAAACCUCCGGUACUUGUCCCCGGCCGUCCUCGUAUUCAUCAUCACUCUCAUGACGGCCAUGAUAUCAAAUGUGGCUUCCAAUACGGCCACAGCUACCAUCGUCACGCCCGUCCUUGCCCAACUCGCAUCUGUGGUGAAAGUGAAUCCUCUGUACUUGAUGCUGCCAUCGGCCGUGGCCUGCUCAUAUGCAUUCAUGCUCCCUGUGGCCACUCCAUACAAUGCCAUCGUCUUCGAAGCUACCCAUAUGAAAACCAAAACCAUGAUGAAGGCUGGAUUCGUCAUGAACCUGAUCUGCGUGGGAGUGAUCAACCUGAUGAUCAACACGGGAUUCAACUUUGAACAGAUGGAGCGAAGGUGUGCCUACGUCGUCCUCAUCAUGGCGAUAUUCUGGAUGACGGAAGCCGUACCGAUGGCCGUCACGUCCCUCAUCCCAGUCUUUCUCUUCCCACUUCUCGGGGUACUGAGUACUUCCGACGUCUGCAUGACGUAUUUCAAGGAAACUAGCAUGAUGUUCAUCGGUGAGUUACGAUCCCAUCUUCAACAGCAUUCGAUGCGGACGUUGAUGCUGGGAUUCAUGCUGACUACAACGUUCUUGUCCAUGUGGAUCUCCAAUACGGCAACCACCGCCAUGAUGGUUCCCAUCGUGGAUGCCGUUCUCUCCGAACUCUACCGCGUAGGAGUUUCCAAAAACGUCUCGUACCUUUCUAUUCGAUACGUAGUGGAUCAAGGAUCGUUCAUCGUUCGGAUGUUCUGUAUAGAAAGAGGAUGGCAUCGAGGAAGGAAAUGGGUCUCCGCGAGAAGGCAGACAAGGCGUGAACCUGCAAGAACGACAAAUCUCCAUCGAGUCUCCCAAGCUGUACGGGAGCGAUACAGGACUCAAUUAUGGGAGCUGGAUCGCUUUCAACGUUCCGGGAUUGCUACUCAACGGCCUGAUUGCCUGGCUUUGGCUCCAAGGCAUCUUCCUCUUUUCUCAGUGAGUCGGUUCUGCGGAAAGAUAAGGGGACAGCGGCGGAAUCCCCUAGGAAAAGGCGAGACGAGCGGAAGCAGAGCGGCGCAGGAGGACGAAGCGGCUCGCGCCGUCAUUAAAAAGAAAUACGUGGAAUUGGGACCCAUGUCCUUCCACGAGUUCAUGACCCUCACCCUGUUCGUCAUCCUCGUUCUGCUCUGGCUCUCCAGGGAUCCUCAGUUCAUUACUGGAUGGGCCGGCUUGAUCGAAGGAGACGGAGGUUUGGAAAUCGGAGAUGGAACCGCUGCGAUGCUCAUCGUCUUCCUUUUCUUCAUCAUCCCAGCGAAACCCAACUUCUGGUGCUUCCGAGAAUCAUCAGGUAGCAUAUUCCCAAACGAUCCUAAUGUUCUUGGUACGUUCAGUAGAUCUGAGAAAACAUGUUGCGUCAUAGAUUCACCGUCGAAGUCGAGCGCAGCCCUGCUCAACUGGAGGGUCCUCCACGAGAAGGUCCCCUGGGGGUUGGUCCUCCUGAUCGGAGGGGGAUUCGCGGUAGCCAAGGCCUCAGAGACAUCCUGCUUGUCGCACUGGUUGGGCCAGCAGAUGGGAAGCCUGAAAUCACUGCCGACGGCCGUCCUCGUCUUCAUCAUGACUUUCGUGACGGCCAUGAUAUCGAAUGUGGCUUCCAAUACGGCCACAGCAACGAUUAUCACGCCCGUCCUCGCUCAGCUCGCAUUUGCGGUGAAGGUGAAUCCUUUGUAUCUGAUGCUGCCAUCGGCCGUGGCCUGCUCGUAUGCCUUCAUGCUCCCAGUGGCCAACCCUCCCAACGCCAUCGUCUUCGAGGCCUCCCAGAUGAAGACCUCCACGAUGGUAAAGGCUGGGUUCGUCUUGAACGUGAUCUGCGUGGGGGUGGUCAACCUGAUGAUCAACACGUUUGGGAGAUAUCUCUUCGACUUCUCGCAGUUCCCUGACUGGGCGAACACGGCAAGCCAUUCCAACUCCUCUAGCUGCACCUAG
Darwinula stevensoni is the source of this 3150-nucleotide messenger RNA. NCBI's taxonomy places the organism in Eukaryota, Metazoa, Arthropoda, Ostracoda, Podocopida, Darwinulidae. The record is from the annotation of a GenBank genome assembly.